This is a messenger RNA of Coregonus sp. 'balchen', 7384 nucleotides long. Lineage: Eukaryota; Metazoa; Chordata; Actinopteri; Salmoniformes; Salmonidae. The record is from the annotation of a GenBank genome assembly.
AUGAAACCAACAGCUAAGUCCCAGGAGAACCACGGUGAGAGAACAAGUGAGCCUUGAUAAAUAACGGGGUCAUAUGUCUUUUGACGUUAGGGUUCACAUGUGAAGUACUCCAACCCCGAAUUACUCCCCCUAUAAAGGACGAGCUGUUUUCUCCACGGGGCCACCCUAAUAACGCACUUCCAAUCUUUAUAAUGACUGAGACUGACUAUGAGGAUAACACUGCCUUUCUUGGAGAAUGGGGACCUUUCCAACAGAUGGUGUUCUUUCUCUUAUGUUUGAGUAUCAUCCCUAACGGCUUUACAGGUAUGUCUAUUGUGUUCAUCGGUGAUACACCAUCCCACCAUUGCCUCAUACCGGCAAAUGCGAACAUUACUGACGAAUGGAGAAAUCACAGUAUUCCUUUGGAGGAGGAAAGCGGGACUGUUGUGCUCAGUAAAUGCACCAGAUACAAACUCGAUGUCAUAAAGAGUUUCUCAGAAAAAGGUUAUGUCCCAGGGAUCGAUGUCAAUGUUUCCGAAAUACAACACGAGACCUGUUUGGAUGGCUGGGAAUACGAUCAAGGGACGUACAUCUCAACUAUUGUGUCCGAGGUAUGAUGAGAUUGUGCGCAUCCACUCUUUGCGACCGUUACAUCGGGUGUGGUUUUUGUUUCAUGCGGGUUGUCUGUCUGGAUACAAUGUAUUUUUUUAAUGGAAGUAAAACAUUGUUGCAGCGAGUGAAACAUUGUUGCAUUGCUUCCACUCAUUUUGUAGCAAUACUGGGGCAAAUUUUUAUGGGAGUAAAACGUUGUUGCAUCGAGUGAAACAUUGUUGCAUUGCUUCCACUGUCAUUUUGUAGCUAUACUGUGGCAACUUAUUUAAAUAUUUAGCAUCUUGGACAUCACAUGCAUUGAAAAAAGUGUUAACUUAUGCAGCACUGCACAGUUGGUAGCAUAUUCCAUCAUCAACGUUUGGUAUUGUAGGCUAUUCACAAUACGGGUUCCUACUGCAUAUUGCAUAAGCUAUACGAUGAGCUCACGUUCUGAAAUGUUUGCGGUUGGCUGCUUCACAAAAGGCUAUUGAUCUCAGAUAAACAGGCGUCCUCCAUGUGGUCCACAGUAGGCCUAGAUGAGUAAUGUAAACGUAUAGCCUACCAAUAAUCCCUGACGACAAAUGACAACAAUUUUAACAAAACCUAUUCAUCUGAUCUUCCCAAACUUCUCACCCCAUGUUCUUUUUUAUGAUUUAGCCCAAUGGUUGUUCAUGUUGUUUGUUCUGUUAAGAAAUGAUUUUGCCCAUCAUUCAUUAUCCCAUAAUGCAUUCAUUUUAUUGGCCUAAUGCGCUCUCUCUCUCUCUCUCUCUCUCUCUCUCUCUCUCUCUCUCUCUCUCUCUCUCUCUCUGUGUGUUUGUUUGUGUGAGUGUAGUGGGACCUGGUGUGUGCUGAUAAGUGGAAGAACCCAUUGACCUCUUCUGUGUUCUUCUGUGGUGUCUUCACUGGCUCCUUCCUCUCUGGGCAGCUCUCUGACAGGUAAUGGAUGGCCUGGCGGAGUCCCAAAUGGCACCCUUUUCCCUACAUAGUGUGCACUAUUUUGACCAGGGCCCAUAGGGCUCUGUUCAAAAAGGAGUACACUAUAUAGGGAAUAGGGUGGCAUUUGGAACAAACCCUAUGUCACAUGUUUAGCUUUGCUGUCCUCUUUAGUUGGGAUGCAUGGCUAUACGUAUUUUUCUGUUUUUCAUAAUGUUCUUAGAGAUAUUGCCCAUAUAACAAGUUUUAGCAGUACGCGCAGAAAACUGUUAGACAGUGUCCCAUAAGAACAUUUUAUAUUCUUACUUUGUUGGAGGAUCAUUUAGAAUUCUUAAUCUGAUUGAAGAUGUUUAGGAAAAGCCUACAAAAAAUCUGCAUGUGGAUGAUUUCAACCUAUCUUUUAUUUCUCUCAGGUUUGGGAGGAAAAUAGUUCUCUUUGCCACCAUGGGGGUCCAGACUGUGUUCACAUUUAUCCAAGUCUUCUCUCCAUCCUGGGUUUUAUUCUGUGCCUUAUUCUUUGUUGUCGGGAUGGGGCAAAUCUCAAAUUAUGUGGCUGCAUUUGUGCUAGGUAUCUUUAUUUAUCUUGAUCAUUCAUUCAUUCAUUUAUCCAAUGUCAUUAUUACACAGUUGUUACUGGUGUUUGAUGUGCACAAUGUUUUCCUUAAGCCCGAUGCACCAUUUAAUUUUUCAUACAUUUUGAAAUUCCUCUCAUCUAUAGGAACUGAAAUGUUAUCUCCAUCCAAACGGAUAAUCUACUCCACUCUUGGAGUUUGUAUUUUCUACACCAUCGGCUACACGCUCCUCCCAGCAGUGGCCUUCUUCAUCAGAGACUGGAGGAUGCUGAUGCUAGCCCUCACCCUCCCAGGGUUCCUCUAUAUCCCUUUUUGGUGGUAGGUGUGUGUAACAUACUGUAUGCAGUCUAUUCAAUCCUUCCCUAAAGCCCAUCCAAUUACUUGACUCUGAUAUAGCAUGAGUGCCAGUCUGUCUGUGCUAUCAUCCUAACUCCAUGUCACUAAUUGUCAUGCCAAUUAUUUUGGGCCUUGACAAUGACAGCAAUGGAGUUUGCAAGAGCAGAAACAGAUCUGGGACCAGGAUAGCUUUGAUAUGAACCUGGUUCUGUUUUGUGAUGUUGCAGGUUCAUCCCAGAGUCUCCCAGAUGGCUGCUGUCUCAGGGAAGAGUGCAGGAGGCUGAGGCCAUACUGAGAGACGCUGCCAGGAGGAACAGAGUCACAGCACCAGAGGUCAUCUUCCGGCCUGUACAGGUGAUUUCUUCACUCCCAAUCCCAGAUCAACCUUUAGCUUGUACCAUUAUGCACAUACUGGAGAUCUGAAAAGAUUGUGUAGGUAAUAACAAAAUGGCUAUAGCCUCACCAUACUCUCUAGAUUAGGUGGAUUUCUUUCCAUAUUUAUCACAUCAAAUCCUCUCAGACACAAAAAGGUAAUUUUGUUUUUGGACAAGUUGUUUGUUUGCCUUAAUCCAAAGAUGUUUGUCUAGCUUCUAUUUCAUUGGUACACUGCUGUGGUUCUUCCCCUUUAGCUUUAAUUCUUACAAUCUUGAGUUUUUCAGCGUCCUGUGUAGGUAAAAAUAAGUAAUUUCAUGAUAAAAAAGGACUUGAAACACUCUAGUUCACAGGUCACUUCAAAUCACUUACAUGUGAACUCACAUAAACCGCCAUGAUGACAGCUUAUGGACCGUGCCAAGUUUCACCCUGGCAACAAACACGCUUAUGUAAUUGGAAUUGCUCCGCUGCUUGUUAAUUCAUCUCUCUCCAAUUGUGUGAUUUAUUAUUAUUAGCAGCCUACUGAUAGGAAAAAACCCAACAACAUGGCAAUAAGGAAGAGAAUCCCAUGGUGUUAGGAAUGUCUGUCUGGCUGUUUACUAAUCUCACUGAGAACUCGACUAGUCCAGUCAAGGCUUCUCACUGUGAACUCGACUAGUCCAGUCAAGGCUUCUCACUGUGAACUCACUGUGAACUCAACAAGUCCAGUCAAGGCUUCUCAAGCUUUUGUUUCUGAGUUUCUAACCUUUUCCGGAGGUAUCAUGCAGGGUAUUGCAGGCCUACAGGUACACUACCAGUCAAAGUUUGGACACACCUACUCAUUCAAGGGUUUUUCUUUAUUUUUUACUAUUUUUUUACAUUGUAGAAUAAUAGUGAAGACAUCAAAACUAUGAAAUAACAUAUAUGGAAUCAUGUAGUAACCAAAAGUGUUAAACAAAUCAAAAUAUAUUUUAUAUUUGAGAUUCUUCAAAUAGCCACCCUUUGCCUUGAUGACAGCACACUCUUGGCAUUCUCAACCAGCUUCAUGAGGUAGUCACCUGGAAUGCAUUUCAAUUAACAGGUGUGCCUUGUUAAAAGUUAAUUUGUGGAAUAUAUUUCCUUCUUAAUGCGUUUGAGCCAAUCAGUUGUGUUGUGACGAGGUAGGGAGGGUAUAAAGAAAAUAGCCCUAUUUGGUAAAAGACCAAGUCCAUAUUAUGGCAAGAACAGCUCAAAUAAGCAAAGAGAAAUGACAGUCCAUCAUUACUUUAAGACAUGAAGGUCAGUCAAUAUGGACCAUUUAAAGAACUUUGAAAGUUUCUUCAAGUGUAGUCGCAAAAACAAUCAAGCGCUAUGAUGAAACUGGCUCUCAUGAGGACCGCCACCGUAAUGGAAGACCCAGAGUCACCUCUGCUGCAGAGGAUAAGUUCAUUAGAGUUACCAGCCUCAGAAAUUGCAGCCCAAAUAUAUGCUUCACAGAGUUCAAGUAACAGACAUAUCUCAACAUCAACUGUUCAGAGGGGACUGUGUGAAUCAGGCCUUCAUGGUUGAAUUGCUGAAAGAAACCACUACUAAAGGACACCAAUAAUAAGAAGAGACCUGCUUGGGCCAAGAAACACGAGCAAUGGACAUUAGACUGGUGGAUUUUUGGUUCAAACCGCCGUGUCUUUGUGCAACGUGGUGUGGGUGAAUGGAUGAUCUCUGCAUGUGUAGUUCCCACCGUAAAGCAUGGAGGAGGAGGUGUUAUGGUGUGGGGGUGCUUUGCUGGUGACACUGUCUGUGAUUUAUUUAGAAUUCAAGGCAUACUUAACCAGCAUGGCUACCACAGCAUUCUGCAGCGAUACGCCAUCCAUCUGGUUUGGGCUUUUUAUUUUAUUUUAUUUCACCUUUAUUUAACCAGGUAAGCCAGUUGAGAACAAGUUCUCAUUUACAACUGCGACCUGGCCAAGAUAAAGCAAAGCAGUGCGAUAAAAACAACAACACAGAGUUACAUAUGGGGUAAAACAAAACAUAAAGUCAAAAAUACAACAGAAAAUAUAUAUACAGUGUGUGCAAAUGUAGCAAGUUAUGGAGGUAAGGCAAUAAAUAGGCUAUAGUGCAAAAUAAUUACAAUUAGUAUUAACACUGGAAUGAUAGAUGUGCAAGAGAUGAUGUGCAAAUAGAGAUGCUGGGGUGCAAAUGAGCAAAAUAAAUAACAAUAUAGGGAUGAGGUAGUUGGGCGGGCUAAUUUCAGAUGGGCUGUGUACAGGUGCAGUGAUCGGUAAGGUGCUCUGACAACUGAUGCUUAAAGUUAGUGAGGGAGAUAAGUGUCUCCAGCUUCAGAGAUUUUUGCAAUUUGUUCCAGUCAUUGGCAGCAGAGAACUGGAAGGAAUGGCGGCCAAAGGAGGUGUUAGCUUUGGGGAUGACCAGUGAGAUAUACCUGCUGGAGCGCAUACUACGGGUGGGUGUUGCUAUGGUGACCAAUGAGCUAAGAUAAGGCGGGGAUUUGCCUAGCAGUGAUUUAUAGAUGGCCUGGAGCCAGUGGGUUUGGCGACGAAUAUGUAGUGAGGACCAGCCAACAAGAGCGUACAGGUCACAGUGGUGGGUAGUAUAUGGGGCUUUGGAGACAAAACGGAUGGCACUGUGAUAGACUACAUCCAAUUUGCUGGAGGCUAUUUUGUAAAUGACAUCGCCGAAGUCAAGGAUCGGUAGGAUAGUCAGUUUUACGAGGCUUAGUGGGACUAUCAUUUGUUUUUCAACAGGACAAUGACCCAACACACCUCCAGGCUGUGUAAGGGCUAUUUGACCAAGAAGGAGAGUGAUGGAGUGCUGCAUCAGAUGACCUGGCCUCCACAAUCCCCCAACCUCAACCCAAUUGAGAUUGUUUGGGAUAAGUAGGACGGCAGAGUGAAGGAAAAACAGCCAACAAGUGCUCAGCAUAUGUGGGAACUCCUUCAAGACUGUUGGAAAAGCAUUCCAGGUGAAGCUGGUUGAGAGAAUGCCAAGAGUGUGCAAAGCUGUCAUCAAGGCAAAGGGUGGCUAUUUGAAGAAUCUCAAAUAGAAAAUAUAUUUUGAUUUGUUUAACACUUUUUUGAUUACUACAUGAUUCUAUAUAUGUUAUUUCAUAGUUUUGAUGUCUUCACUAUUAUUCUACAAUGUAAAAAAUUGUUAAAAAAAUAACCCUUGAAAUCCCUUGAAUGAGUAGGUGUGUCCAAACUUAUGACUGGUAGUGUAGCUACUACUUUUCUCUGAAGUUUUAGUCCUGGGAGUUGUAAGACAAAGGCCUUUAUUCAUAAAGCGUCUCAGAGUACAGGUACUGAUCAUAUUUAAUGGACACAGGGACCUGAUCCUAGAUCAGCACUCCUACUCUAAGAUUCUUUAUGAAUACAAUCCAGUGUGUUUGACCUGCUUUGGUGUACAUGACCCGUAAAAUGACCUCCAGGCUUUAACUUGUGUUAUGUGUGUUUGCUCAUCUCCUUCACUUCUCAAUGUGCCAUGCUGUCAUUUAAGCCUACAACAUUAUGAAUUACCCUUACUUGUGGAGGUUGUGGUCCAUAAGAUGAUCACAGUGGUUGUCACUUGCUUUGAGAUAAUGAACAAAAAUAUAAACGCAACAUGCAACAAUUUCAACGAUUUUACUGCGUUACAGUUCAUAUAAGGAAAUCAGUCAAUUUAAAUAAAUAAAUUAGGCACUAAUCUAUGGAUUUCACAUGACUGGGCAGGGGCUCAGCCAUGGGUGGGCCUGGGAGGGCAUAGGCCCACCCACUUGGGAGCCAGGCCCAGCCAAUCAGAAUAAGUUUUCCCCCACAGGUGAGGAAGCCGGAUGUGGAGGUCCUGGGCUGGCAUGGUUACACGUGGUCUGGGGUUGUGAUGCUGGUUGGAUGUACUGUCAAUUUCUCUAAAACGACGUUGGAGGCGGCUUAUGGUAGAUAAAUGAACAUUCAAUUCUCUGGCAACAGCUCUGGUGGACAGUCCUGCAGUCAGCAUGCCAAUUGCAUGCUACCUCAAAACUGUGGCAUUGUGUUGUGUGACAAAACUGCACAUUUUAGAGUGUCCUUUUACUGUCCCCAGCACAAGGUAAUGAUCAUGCUUUUUAAUCAGCUUCUUGAUAUACCACACCUGUCAGGUGGAUGGAUUAUCUUGGCAAAGGAGAAAUGCUCACUAACAGGGAUGUAAACAAAUUUGUGCACAGAAUUUGUGAGAAAUAAGCUUUUUGUGCAUAUUGAACAUUUCUGGGAUCUUUUAUUUCAGCUCAUGAAACAUGGGACCAACACUUUACAUGUUGCGUUUAUAUUUUUAUUCAGUUGCUUUAUCCAAGCCAGGUUAGUCUACCUGACAUAUGAGCUGUCAACUUGUUCUGUAAUAGAAAGGGCCCUUCCUAUUUCUCAUCCCCAUCCUACUUCAUCUCUGUCCACACAGAUGGAUGAUUGUUGACAUAAUUUGUAUAACUCUCCUUUGAAACUCAUGGCUGAGCCUGUAGGUCAAUGCAUUGCACAAGUUGAAUCAAGCAUGCCUGUUGUGACGUGUGCUUUAUUGCACUGCAGAUAGAGCCCAAGGCUGGGAAGUUGGUGGCCCACAACAUCUGUGAUCUGGUGAGGUCCAGCAACAUCCGCUGGGUGUCCAUCACGCUGUGGUUGGUCUGGUGA